AAAAGAGUAUUUAACGGCGAACGUAGAGUUAACUCGCAAUACUAGAAGCUGCAGAACAAUGACAGCCAUGUAUUUGUUUACUAUCGUUUCACUGUGUGUUUGGACUUACGCAAAUGGCGGCGUUGCUAUGGAUCGGAUCCAACCUAUUCGCCCAAUUGGUCCAAUAAGACCAGUAAAGCCGUUUACGAUGCCACCGCCGCCGAGUUCCCAGGCGCCACUUGAUCUGGCAUUCAUCAUGGACACAACCGGAAGUAUGUCAUCUUACAUACGUACCGCAAGGGACAACAUUCGGAGAGUUGUGAACGAAAUUGUGCAGGGCUCCAGGACCGACAUCCGUUUUGCUCUGAUCGAAUACAGGGACCACCCGAAAGAAGAGAGCACGUUUGUCAUCAGAAAAAACGAUUUCACUUCGUCUGUUUCCACAAUGAAAACUUGGCUUAGCAAUGCUCGGGCCAGGGGAGGCGGUGAUACACCGGAAGCAGUUGCCGAAGCCCUUCAUUCUGGAACUACACUGUCCUGGCGACGAAGGGCUGUGAAAAUCGCAGUGCUCGUGUCUGACGCUCCGCCUCAUGGUUUGGAUCCCUCUAUUGACAACUCUUACCCCCAGGGAUCUCCCAACGGUCAUGACCCUAUCGACAUGGCUCAUAAGCUUUUGCGAAAAGGCGUCAAACUUUAUACCGUUGGUUGCGAGCCUGCAAUUUCUCCUUAUAAAGACUUUUUCAUGGCACUAGCUUACAUUGCUAGUGGUCAGUACAUUCCCUUGAACCGACCAGAAGUGUUAAUCGACGCAAUCAUUGGAGGCGCUAAAGAAGAACUCUCACUGCAACAGUUUUCUGCCGACGUUCAGCGUGAAAUCCAAAAGAAACAGGCAUCCGGUGGAACAGUGGACAGGGCAGUAAUUGCAAAAACGGUGUUUGAUCGAUUAAAAAGUCAGAAUACGAAAACGACACAUCUUUUGCGCAACAAUAAACCUCUUGGGGGACCGACAAGCGGGGCCAAAGCAAUAGCGGCGACAAUCAGCUUGGCAGAAGCCAGGAAAGUAUUUGUAAAAGGUAGUGCAUCGGUUUCUUCUGUAGGGUCCGCUUUGAGCAAAACGAGAAAAAUGGGUAGUAGACUUAAAUCCACGAGCGUGAAAAAGGCAAUGGGUUCUUCCGGUUCCGGUGGAAAAGAGGCGUUUACAGCUGUGAAGGCUGCAGUUAGUUUCGACCAAAUCAAACGGCUAGUGAACUCGGAGGCAGCAAAAGCUGGUGUAUAAUUUGUUCGGCAUUAUUUUUUUAACUAAAAGUUAAAGCUACCACACCCACAACCCAGUUCGAAGGUAUUAUAUCAAUUACGAUGGUGGUCGAUGACGUAACUGUUUUGUAUCAUGUUUCACAAAGACAACGUUCAAUAACUAUGACACAGUAUAAGUGAAUAGCCAUGUAAUCUAUCUACUAAUAUAUGCUUGUAAUCCGCGCACAUGUUAUAUUUCCGAUAUGGUAAUGCAUUACAUUAAUGAUGUAAAUUGUAUAUGUGUAUGUGUAUGGAAUACAACUUAUAAUAUAUUCA
Messenger RNA from Mya arenaria, 1548 nucleotides. RefSeq lists its product as uncharacterized. Bases 59 to 1255 code for a protein of 398 amino acids. The record is from RefSeq and is a predicted model, not a curated record. The transcript has a single exon. Gene Ontology annotation, biological process: peptidyl-threonine phosphorylation. Gene Ontology annotation, molecular function: protein serine/threonine kinase activity. Gene Ontology annotation, cellular component: cytoplasm. Lineage: Eukaryota; Metazoa; Mollusca; Bivalvia; Myida; Myidae.